AUGUCUACCACUACCACGACAGGCAUCUUUUCCACUCUCAGGCCCCUCGGCCUGCCUCCGACGCCAAUCUUGUCCAUUGUGCUGACCUACGCCAUCAAUGUUGUCGCGACACCGCGCAUGUAUUACUCCGACAAACUGCUGGGCGAAAACAACCAGGACCCCGCAUCUCUGCUUAACCGCGCCGAGCAAGAAAAGGGCCAUGUCAGCCAUGAGCAGCGCACCAAGAUCAUUCGCGCCAAAGCCGCCGCUGCCAAUCUGCUUGAGGUCAGCCCACUGUAUCUCGCCGCCACCUUGGUCGGAUGGCUCGGCGGUGUUUCGCCUCAGUUGCAGAAUGCCUAUCAUGCAACCUGGUUCCUUUCUCGCGCUGGCUACAAAUGGGCUUACCUAAACGGACAGGGUGCCGCAAGGUCCACUUUAUUCAUGGUCGCUUUCUUCUCAACCCUCGCUAUGCUCUUCACUGGCGGCAACGCUCUUCAUGCCAAGACUGCCCUCUUCACAGCAUGA
Molecule: messenger RNA, 504 nt
Organism: Lasiodiplodia theobromae
Lineage: Eukaryota; Fungi; Ascomycota; Dothideomycetes; Botryosphaeriales; Botryosphaeriaceae
Product: Membrane-associated eicosanoid/glutathione metabolism (MAPEG) protein
Exons: 2
Coding region: 1-504 (167 amino acids)
Cellular component (GO): membrane
Source: RefSeq, a predicted model, not a curated record